This is a messenger RNA of Exophiala bonariae, 981 nucleotides long. RefSeq lists its product as uncharacterized. NCBI's taxonomy places the organism in Eukaryota, Fungi, Ascomycota, Eurotiomycetes, Chaetothyriales, Herpotrichiellaceae. The record is from RefSeq and is a predicted model, not a curated record. Bases 1 to 981 code for a protein of 326 amino acids. The transcript has 3 exons. Gene Ontology annotation, cellular component: RAVE complex.
AUGUCAACUUGGGUAUAUCCUCCAAUCCCGCCCGACGAACUUCGAAAGGCAGAAGAUACCUCUUUGAAACUCGAGCUCCAAUGGUUUCUCGAGUCUCUUCAGCCUUCUCUUGGUGCAUUGAAGGAGGGCCUAGAAGACUGUGUUGGCCUCCUGGCUCCAAAGGAACCUGGUUCUACACUUGUACUAUCUUCUCUGAGAUCUGAAAGUGUCAAGGGGUUUGUCACUCGAGUUGGAACAAAACUCGUCAAAGGGGACAUCCACCUUAGACUCACAACUCUUCCACCAAACACACCCAGAGGGACUACCACUUCUACUCCAUCCACACGUCUGAUAUUCGCUGCUUCACCUUCUUCCCCAGAUAUCCUGCUACCCCAACUAUUUGCUGUCAAAUCCCUGGUCAAUGACUCCCUCGAUAUCAUUGAUGUUUCCCGUUGGACCGGCCAGUCAACCGACUCGUCUUUCAUGUCUGGUCAGCUGAAGCUGCUACAUGACCACCUUCGUGAAGCAAAAGCCUGCCUGAAAGGACCUGCUUCGAGUACUGAGUCUGAUUCGGUUCCUGGAGCUGAUUGGUGGACCAAUAGUCCUGAUGAAAACACAUUUCAACCACCUCUUGGAGAACAUUUGAGCUUACAUUUCACCAUUCAAGAUGCACACCUCGUUCUCACUGUUCGUACGCUUGCGCCUACUUCUCCCGGUGGUACUCCCAGUACCCCCAUUGAAUCUCCAUUUUCUCUCUCAGGCUUUAGCCUCAGAAGCAAGCUAUUAGGACUUGGACCAAAGCCUCCCAAUCACGAUGAGAUGGGAGAAAUCUUCGAAUGGAGAGGUAAACGAGAUGUUAUUGUCCGCGAAAAGGUACGAGUAGAAACUGGCGACCCAAGCUUGCUCAGCAUUGCAGCAAAGCUCAGUGCACUUGAACACGAAGUUGCUCGGUGGCGAUUGAAUCUUCGCAUCAUCCUGACAGGUAACAUUGAAGAAGACUGA